Molecule: messenger RNA, 3975 nt
Organism: Rattus rattus (black rat)
Lineage: Eukaryota; Metazoa; Chordata; Mammalia; Rodentia; Muridae
Gene: Mfap3
Product: microfibril associated protein 3
Exons: 3
Coding region: 356-1399 (347 amino acids)
Source: RefSeq, a predicted model, not a curated record
GAAUGCUCUGCUCAGGUAGUUUCCUGAGAGAUAAAGGACUCUUGGAGCUGGACACGGAGGCUAUCAGGAUGCCAGCCCUCCGUAAAGGCUGGGAGCGGGUGUGGGGGUUCCACCGUGAAGUAUUUACAGAAUACUAAAGGGCCAGCGACGCCCUGGGAAUCCAGUGCAGGCCCUGCUCUCAGCUCACUGCAAAGGCUGGUCUCCACACUCAUCUUUUAAUUUUGAAAGCCUCAGAACACCUGGACCACUUCUUUGGAAAACUGUUCUACCAGCAACAAGUCAUUCACUGCGAUCCUGUUGAGCAUAGCCACAUCUGAGUUUUCCAAGUCUAAACAGGACUGCCUCUGAUUUUCCCAUGAAGCUGCAUUAUUGUCUGUCCAUCUUACUGGUGGUCACUUUUGUGCCAACUGCUCUGGUUUUGGAAGAUGUGGCUCCACUGGGAACGAAUCAGAGUUCUUACAAUGCAUCAUUUCUUUCGAGCUUUGAACUCUCGGCAGGUUCCUACUCAGGUGAUGAUGUCAUCAUAGCCAAAGAGGGAACAAAUGUUUCACUGGAGUGUCUUCUCACGGUGGAUCAGUAUGGAGAAGUCCACUGGUACAACUCGAAAGGACGGCAGCUGCAUAGCAGAGGUGGAAAAUGGUUGGUUUCUGAUAACUUCCUAAAUAUCACCAGCGUAGCCUUUGAUGACCGUGGGCUCUACACAUGCAUCAUCACUUCUCCCACUCGUGCUUCCUACUCGGUCACCCUCCGUGUGAUCUUCACCUCUGGAGACAUGAGUGUGUACUAUAUGGUCGUCUGCCUGAUCGCCUUCACAAUCACACUCAUCCUGAACGUCACUCGGCUGUGCCUGAUGAGCACCCACCUCCGCAAGACUGAGAAGGCCAUCAACGAGUUCUUCAGGACCGAGGGUGCUGAGAAGCUCCAGAAGGCCUUUGAGAUUGCAAAGCGUAUCCCUAUCAUCACCUCAGCCAAAACCCUCGAGCUUGCCAAGGUCACACAGUUUAAGACUAUGGAGUUUGCCCGCUAUAUUGAGGAACUGGCCAGAAGCGUCCCUCUCCCACCCCUUAUUCUCAACUGCCGGGCCUUUGUUGAGGAAAUGUUUGAGGCUGUGCGAGUGGAUGACCCUGAUGAGAUGGGAGAAAGAAUUAAGGAGAGACCUGCUUUAGACGCUCAAAGUGGCAUCUAUGUGAUUAACCCAGAGCUAGGCCGAAGUAACUCGCCCGGUGGAGAUUCAGAUGAUGGCUCUCUAAGUGAACAAGGACAGGAGAUAGCAGUACAGGUGUCUGUCCACCUUCAGUCAGAGACCAAAAGCAUUGGGACAGAUUCUCAAGACAGCAGUCAUUUUAGCCCACCCAGUGACCCUGCAUCGGCUGAGGGUAGCACUCACCACAGAGAAUGAGCAUGUGGCAACUGACAGCUUGCCCAGUGCUCAGGAAAGAGCCUGCUGUGAGAACAUAACAUUAUUGUAAAAUGACCAGGGUCUUCCCUUUAACCUUAAGCACACCACAGCAUGAAUUGCCAAAGUCAUCGUGAAAGGGCAGCAUUUUUCUAAUAUUUGGUCAUUUUCCUUAAGGUUGCUGGAGUGAUAUGUGUUAAGAUUGAAAGGUGAGAGGCCCUGAGUAAGACUUCUGGUCACAGUUUUUCUUUGGCUCAUGUGUGACACAUUGAAGCCUAAGUUUCCCUAUCAAUGGAAUCAGUGACUUGUUCUCAUUGAGUUGAGACUUAAACCCAAACUUCCUACCUAUUUCACCUCUAAGUCAGAUUCUCACUAGACCUUUGGUCCAUCCAAAGACUUUAUUCUGCACUCUAGUCGUCUACACCAAUGCCAGACAUGGAGAUACUCUGCCCUGGGGAGUGAACAUGUGCUGGGCAGAUCUUUUAAGUGAGGCACCACUGUGUUACACAGAUCUAGAGAGUAAAUUUUGAUGAGAAAAUCAUUCUCACUGGGUGUGGUAGCACAUGCCUUUAAUUCCAGGCAGAGAUAGGCAGAUUCCUGAGUUCUAGGCCAGCCUGGUCUAUGGAGCAAAUCCAGGAUAGCCAGGCUACACAGAGAAACCCUGUCUUUUAAAAAAAAAAAAAAAAGGAUGGGGAGUGGGGGAGAAAAAGUCACUCUCUCCAUGAGAAAUGUAUUCUUCUUGGGAGUACAUCCUGUCUUUUUAGCUUAUCUUUACCUUUAGUCCAUCGAGCUGGCCUUGAUGUCCCCAAGGAAAAAUGUUUUCGGUGUUUUGUGAACAAGAACUAUGUCAAGUCACCUCUCUGGAAAAUCAUCAAUUUUGAUACUUUUUAAUAAUGUCUCAGGCUUUCUCUUUUUAGAUGUACUAAAUUCCCAGGUGGAUUCUGUGUAGGUCUAGAACUGCAGAAUCCGCAGUAGUGCCCAACAGCAAGCACCCCUGCCCCCUGUGUUCUUCAACCUGGUGCUAGAGGUGAUACACCUCCUCUUGUCUUGCCGAGACUCGUUGUUGUUAGUAUUUUGGUUCUUCAGAUGCAUCCUUUUGACUGAGGGCUCUUUUGUAGCCUUUCUUGAAGCACCUACCUGAAAUCAGAUGAGAUCAUUGUGCUCAGUUCGUUAUUGUAUUAAAAACAGGCAAUCGACCCAAGGGAGAAACGACAAGUGGUGGUGCUGCCCGCCUCGUCGGGGUACAGUAAGCACUGACGCUGGCACUUCCCGCUGACUGAGAGCGACAUGACAGAUUGUAGGUAGUCUUCACAAUCCUUUCCUCAGCUGCAGGAAGCUCAUGCCAUAGAAUUUUAACAUCGUGGCUGUGGAGCUCAAUGCAAUGCUUCACUUCAUUUGGCUUCUGGUUGUGGGAGAUUUGCUUCAGCUAGAAGGUCCUGAGGGAAAUGUGCAGAGGAGGUGUUCAUCGGAAUUUAAUUUAAAGUGUCAAACAAACAGAGGACAGCAGGAAAUUCAAAGUGUAACCAGUGAGCUCAGUGCCUGCCUUUGUCAGGCUCAUCAGAUACAUACGACACCUCCGCUCUGGACAAUGUGAAUGAAUCAGUGUGCAGCUUCAUCAAGUGGCAUAUGGAUAAUAUGGUAAUGCUGCCUUUUCUGUCUCUCAGGCUGUUUCCAUGGAAACCUUCAGAGCCAAACAAAAGCUACCAAUCAUUCAACCAAAAAGCUUGCCUUGGCUCAGAGAUGUGAGUUUCUUUAAGGAAAGCUGUUUUCAUACAUUUGGCUGUAGAAUAAGGGCUCUUAGACAUACCCUAAGUUACAGAACAUGUUUUCCCUUCUUACUGUUCUCUGGACAUAGUAAAUUUUUAAAAAUCUAUUCUGUGGGAUCAGUCUCCUGAAUUUCUCUCAGAUCUAUAGUUCCUCACCUGAUAAAGCAAGAUCUGGGUCACUUCUUCAAUGAAGUCUGUUGCCUUAAAUACUGAUUUUACCCCCACAUGUUCCUAGAAGGGACAUUAAUGUCUUGAACUUUAAGGUAAACAUAUUUAAUGACCAGAGUUUCAGAAAAUGAUACUUUGCAAAAAUGGAAAAUACCAAAACAGUUAGGUAAGCUUACAGAAUUCAUACAGGCCACUCCACCAUAGCCUGGGUCAGUCAUCACAGAAACAUAAAACAGACACUCGAUAUGGGGAAACACAGCUAUAAUCCCAGUACCUGGGAGGCAAGGGCAGAAUGAUUACAAGUGCUAAACCAGCCUGAGCUAUCUAACAAGGUCCUGUCUCAAAAAGCUAACCAAUAGGUGUGUAUUUGAGGGUGAGGUGUCAGUCUUCCUGUGUGCGCCAAGCCUGGACUUGAUCCAGUGGUCCUAACUGGUGGCCAGUGCAACUGCCCUGCUUUGAGCCUUUCAAGUUCUGUCAAAAUAGGAUAGGUCAAACUCAAGAAGAGUAGCAGACUUGUAAAAUCUACUUUUCAAAGUGAAGAGGACAACUGUUAAUAUUUUCUGUGUCUAAUCAAACCAAAUGGAUUUAACAGUCUCCUCUGUUUGUAGAAACUUAGAGCCACCGUCUGAACGUCUGCUCCCAGCU